Molecule: messenger RNA, 282 nt
Organism: Lathyrus sativus (Indian pea)
Lineage: Eukaryota; Viridiplantae; Streptophyta; Magnoliopsida; Fabales; Fabaceae
Source: the annotation of a GenBank genome assembly
AUGGGCUUUCAUUUACCUGCAGUUAUUAGAUGCGCUUCAUUAAGCAGAAGCCGAACAUCAUCAAAGGUACUUAAUAUGCCAAAGGGCUAUCUUGCCGUGUAUAUUGGACAAGAGAUGAAGCGGUUUGUGAUCCCCAUGUCAUACUUGAACCAAACUUCAUUUCAAGAGUUGCUCAGUGAAGCAGAGGAAGAAUUCGGGUAUAAUCAUCCAAUGGGUGGCUUAACAAUUCCUUGCACAGAAGAUGUUUUCUUGCAUAUUACUUCUCACUUCAAUGGACUAUAA